Molecule: messenger RNA, 2359 nt
Organism: Larimichthys crocea (large yellow croaker)
Lineage: Eukaryota; Metazoa; Chordata; Actinopteri; Sciaenidae
Gene: gmpr2
Product: guanosine monophosphate reductase 2
Exons: 10
Coding region: 181-1227 (348 amino acids)
Biological process (GO): nucleotide metabolic process
Cellular component (GO): GMP reductase complex
Molecular function (GO): GMP reductase activity
Source: RefSeq, a predicted model, not a curated record
CUGUAAGAACUACAACAUGGAUGUCAGUUGGUGUCCGCCUCCGUAACGCUUCCCGCGCACACACACACACACACGACGACGAAGACGACGGUUGGAAAGGAAACAACCGGCUCACACACUUUUCUACAGGUUCACUUUGGCCCCAUUCCACUUUUGUUUUCGUGACCUCCUGUUUCCAGAAUGCCUCGCAUCGAGAAUGACAUCAAGCUGGACUUCAAGGACGUGCUCCUCCGUCCAAAGCGGAGCACGCUCAAGUCGAGGAGCGAGGUGGACCUCAUGAGGAGCUUCACUUUCAGGAACUCCAAGGGCAGCUACAGAGGGAUCCCCAUCGUCGCUGCAAACAUGGACACCGUGGGGACCUUCGAGAUGGCCCUGGCUUUGCAUCAGUUCACUCUCUUCACCACGAUUCACAAACAUUACUCCGUGGACGACUGGCUGGAGUUUGCGACGAAGCAUCCCGAGUGCGUGAAGAGCGUCGCGGUCAGCACGGGCACCGGUGACGGUGACUUUGAAAGGAUUUCAGCCAUCUUGGCGGCGGUGCCCGACCUGCAGUAUAUCUGCGUAGACGUGGCCAACGGCUACUCCGAACACUUUGUUCACUUCGUCAAAGACGUCAGGGAGAAGUUCCCCUCUCACACUAUAAUGGCAGGAAACGUGGUGACGGGUGAGAUGGUGGAAGAGCUGAUCCUGGCCGGCGCUGACAUCAUCAAAGUCGGCAUCGGACCAGGCUCUGUGUGCACCACCCGCAAGAAGACAGGGGUGGGGUACCCCCAGCUCAGCGCUGUGAUCGAAUGCGCAGAUGCAGCUCAUGGCUUGGGCGGUCACAUCAUCUCUGACGGGGGAUGUACUUGUCCAGGAGAUGUCUCGAAGGCUUUUGGUGCCGGAGCAGACUUUGUGAUGCUGGGCGGGAUGCUUGCUGGCCACUCAGAAAGCGGGGGCGAGGUUAUCGAGAAAAAUGGCAAGAAAUACAAGCUGUUCUAUGGGAUGAGCUCCGACACGGCGAUGAAGAAGCAUGCAGGAGGCGUGGCUGAGUACAGAGCGUCGGAGGGGAAGACGGUCGAAGUUCUUUACAAAGGUCCGGUUGAUGUGACAAUACGGGACAUCCUGGGUGGGGUCCGCUCCACCUGCACCUACGUCGGCGCGGGCAAACUGAAGGAGCUGAGCCGCAGGACCACUUUCAUCAGGGUCACCCAACAGCUCAACACUGUGUUCGGCAACGACAGCUGAACGUCCGGCUCGAACCUGCCUCAGAUGUCGAGGAUAAGUCUGCGGCGCUGCCUGCCUGAUUCCCACAUGUUGUUUGUGCAUUGACCAUGCGAACAGACACAUGUGUUAGUAAUUAAAUACUGCCAUUUUACUUUACCUAUCGUUUUUACAGUUACAGUUCUUUGAACUGAAAUUUCAAUGCAAUUUUUAGCGUGUUGUGUCACAGACUCCGAGUCGCUUCACACUCUGAAUGUUACUUCUUUUCAUACAAGCCAAGUUUUUCGAGGGGCUAUUCUGUAAGAUACGAGCUUGAGCAAGUCUUUCGCUCUUUGCAGGUCUGCUGUCUCAUCAUUCCAGUUGUUUUUGUUGUUGUUUUUUUUGUUUUACAUGUAUGCAACUCUGUAGCUGUUUAUGAACAAUCUCUCCGACGUCUCCAUGCUCUGUGCCGACAUCAUACUGUAAGCCUUCAUCACUCACUUAAAAUUAUAGCAAACGUUUUAAAAUAUUUAGAAAGCCUAAAUAUAUUUAUAUAUAUAUAUAUAUAUAUAUGUAUAUGCUGCUGCUGUGGCUAUUUAGGAAAUUUUACGGUUUUUAGAAAUUCAAUCAUUCACUCAUUAAAUUUUGCACUUGAAUAUGAGAUUUGAGAGUCUGACAUUUAGUUUCCAUGUGUUUUGGUGUCAUACAUUGUUUCCAGCACCUACUACUGCAUAAAUAUGUUUGUAGGUGAAUUAUAUUUGGGAGAAUUUACACAUGGACCAGUAUAUGCUGAAUGCUAGAGCACAUACAGUACACUGUAAUGAAAUGCUGAAUUCAUAGCAGAGGUUUUAUUAUGUAGAUUUCUCUUCCGGCUGCUCCUGCUCAGUACCAACGUUUGUGCGGGUUUAUUGUUAGUGAUAUGCACAUUUAAAUGAAUUUAUUAUUCAUUAUAGCCUUUAAAUUAAGUGGUCAUUCAGUGUAAUUAGCCUUGAAAGUUUUACAGCAUCAGUAUUGAGAAUGGUUUCAUUUCACACACAGUCUGUUGUUUAUUUCUUAUCACCUUUGUCUUGUUUCAUUUUUUACUGUCACGUCGGUGUAAAAAUGGCAAAAUGUAAAAUUAAGAAGCAUUCGUUGUUUUUUUCAUGUUUCGAAUAGUCAAUAAAAACAUUCCACAUCU